Molecule: messenger RNA, 339 nt
Organism: Olea europaea var. sylvestris
Lineage: Eukaryota; Viridiplantae; Streptophyta; Magnoliopsida; Lamiales; Oleaceae
Exons: 1
Coding region: 1-339 (112 amino acids)
Source: RefSeq, a predicted model, not a curated record
AUGGCUUCAAUUCAAAAUUUCUUCCUCACUCUUUUACUUUCAGUCUUUCUCUCUCUUCCUCUUUCUCACUCCUCCAUCCAUGACCUCCUCAUAUACAGAGGGUUACCAGCAGGCCUCUACCCGAAGGACAUAAAGUCCUACACCGUUUCAGAAUCUGGAUUUCUUGAAGUGUUUCUUGAAUGGCCAUGCUUGACCAAAUUCGAUACCAUGGCUUUGUAUGAUAGGGUUGUGAGGGCAAAUCUUACAUAUGGCAAUCUUACUGGAGUUGAAGGGCUUUCACAAGAAGAGUUUUUUCUAUGGCUUCCGGUCAAAGAAAUCAUUGUAAAUGAUCCCACUUGA